Molecule: messenger RNA, 1287 nt
Organism: Schistocerca piceifrons (Central American locust)
Lineage: Eukaryota; Metazoa; Arthropoda; Insecta; Orthoptera; Acrididae
Product: nucleolar protein 58-like
Exons: 3
Source: RefSeq, a predicted model, not a curated record
AUGAGUGAGAUUGUAGCAAGAACAUCCUUUACCGGUCCGACCGACCGUUCGACGGCCGUUGCUUCCGUCGAAGACACGUCCGACGCGGAACAUAGUAACACGUCUGCCGGGCAGGAGGAAAUGGAGGUUGUCCAGGACCCGCCUACCCCGACCGACCGGGUUGAUGACGAAAGGGACGUACGCCCUGUUAAUACUGAUGCCGUUCAAUCGGAGUCGGUGGAGGCAACAGACGCUUCUUUACCCCCGCCGCUCCUCCCGGUGCCAACUUCUGCCGAUACUGUAACGCCUUCAGCGGAAAGUAAAAAGCAACGUCGCCAGCGGGGCAAGGGUAAACAGGUCAAGGAUCCGAACUCGGCCGCCCUCGCGAAUCCGCCAGCCACGGAGAGUGGCAGUGAAAGUGAGGCAAUGUCACAGGGUUCCUCCCGUAGUAGCAGCUCCGCCAGGACAGAGAAGAUUCGAGAACACACUGAACACUUGAAACAAUUUCUCAAUGCCGGGAAGGAACAGGACAUUGCUGCUGCAAAGCGUAAAUUAGAACAGGCCAGUGAGCAGUUACCACAGCGCCCGCGUAAAUAUUCGGUGCCGUCACAGCCGGCCGUCACAUCGCGCGGCGGCCAGGCGGAAGCCACCAAGACGUCGGGCGACGCACGACCACCCCCGCCGCCUGACAGCCAAAGCCCGUGGUGGCAGCAGCAGGAGGAGGAGGACGAGGGGGGGCCAGUAGAAAUGCACGCAGAGCCACAUCGUUGUCAUGAGUCCACCUACAUUGCACUAGACCUGGAAACUACUGUAUCUUGUACUGUGUCCAGUGCUGCCUCAAAACCUAGUGAUACGAAAGUGCGUACCCCUGAUGAUACCAACACCUUCGCAGCCUCCCAACCAACAACCUCAAUGCCGACGCCCAAGGAAACCCCCACAACAACCAACGAGGAAGUCAAUCCAGCGCCCCCCGCAGAGAAAAAGGGGAAAAAAAAAGAAAAAGGGGAAAAAAAAAAAGAAAAAGGGGAAAAAAAAAAAGAAAAAGGGGAAAAAAAAAAGAAAAAGGGGAAAAAAAAAAAGAAAAAGGGGAAAAAAAAAAAGAAAAAGGGGAAAAAAAAAAGAAAAAGGGGAAAAAAAAAAGAAAAAGGGGAAAAAAAAAAGAAAAAGGGGAAAAAAAAAAGAAAAAGGGGAAAAAAAAAAGAAAAAGGGGAAAAAAAAAAGAAAAAGGGGAAAAAAAAAAGAAAAAGGGGAAAAAAAAAAGAAAAAGGGGAAAAAAAAAAGAAAAAGGGGAAAAAAAAAAGAAAAAGG